AAUUGUUGUGGUCGCCAGAAAUUAUGAAAGGAUGUGCACAACGCUAGAGUAGGGAUUAAGGGCUUUCGUAUGAUCAGGUGAUUGCAUUGUGUGGCAGCGCGGCGGUGAAACCCGGUGACUAAGAUACCUACUUAGGUAGUAAACAACUGGCUCGGAUGAAUAGACAGCAAAGCUCCAGACUGUCCCAGUGGUCCCAAAUCCAAUGGAGGAAGAGAAUCGGGCAAAUGUAUGACUCCAGGCCUUUGGCUCAAUUAAAUUCACCCAUGGUUACAAACUACAUCUGAUCAUGAAGAGCAGUUUCCGGAAGCAUCCCCAUGAGGCCAAACCAGGUCAUCUCUAGUGCCUCACUCACUGCCCUGCAAUUUCUCUCCAGAACCAAAUCACCAUCGUCGUUUCCCAUACACACCGUACUCCCAAUAACACAUCAUGCCAGACGAGAACUCAGAGCGUGCUCUAUCUCCAGCCAUGGAGUCCCCCCUCGGGACACUAGAUCCGGAUGGGGACGCGGUACUCCUGAUUACCGGUCCAGCUUCAGGCCGAUUCCUGGUGUCAUCAAAAGUCCUGAUCCUCGCCUCACCCGUCUUUGCGAGACUAUUUACAUCGGGGUCCCGGGAGGGGAAUCAAAUGAAGAACUCGACUCGGCCGACCAUCACCCUACCGGAGGACAGCCCAGGUGCCAUGCGGACAAUUCCACAAGCUCUUUACUACCAAGGGUCUGAAGAGAGGGAUUCAUUGGGUGCGAGACAUCUCGCUGUUAUCGCUGUUCACUGUGAUAAGUACGACUGCAACAGUGCUUUCCGGCCUUGGAUCGUGAACUGGCUUGCCACGUUUAGUCGUAUCGAGACACCAGAGGAUCAUGGCUACCUUCUUCUCGCUGCAUACCUCUUUUAGUACGCAAGCCAUUAUGCCAGAAUUUCCAUCCAGGCCCAAAUUAACGCCUGGAACCAGAUAGACCUCCUGGGCCUGCUACCGUCAAG
This is a messenger RNA of Aspergillus uvarum CBS 121591, 977 nucleotides long. Its product is annotated as BTB/POZ domain-containing protein. The transcript has a single exon. The record is from RefSeq and is a predicted model, not a curated record. Bases 427 to 891 code for a protein of 154 amino acids. NCBI's taxonomy places the organism in Eukaryota, Fungi, Ascomycota, Eurotiomycetes, Eurotiales, Aspergillaceae. Gene Ontology annotation, molecular function: protein binding.